GAAAUCUAUAUUUUCAUUCCAGAGAGAAUUUACAAAAUGGCACAGACAGAUAAUACCAAAGCUAACAAAUUGGCUUAUCUUCACAUGAGAAUUGUUCAAAAUGUUGUACGGAAACUGCUGCAGUUUAUAGUUAGACAAUCUAACCAACAAUGGACUUUAGACGAAUAUUUUGAAGCGAAUGGUGACAAAAUUUUGCAAACACAGCUCGCUAUGCGACACAGAUCAAUUCUGUUACCAAGACAUAGCAUGGUCACGAUAGAGUCGCUGCCAUUGUAUUUGAUUGAGCAUCUCAUAACAGACAUUCCUCAGUGUUUUGUAGUGCCCCGUGACAUAAGCGAUGCGAUACGUUCACUAAAUCAAAUCAGACGUGAAUCCAAUUCAGCCAUUGUGACGGGCGUUGAUGAAACAAUGUUUGAGAACCAAUUGGAAAAAAUGAAAACACUUUUAACAACCAUUUGUCUUUUUAUGGACAAUAAAUCGGAUGCUCAGAUAAUUCAAAGAGAUAUUGAGGGUUUACGCGAAUCUACCUUCAUAACAGACGAAACUGUCUUGGAUGAAUUCAAGCAACACUAUGAAAAAGAAAAGUCGCAUAGAAAGGCUAUUACAUCUUUUCCGAGAGAGAAAGACAAUCUUCAUCGAAUGAUUGAAAAGGUCGUGAGUAUUCGCGAUGGUAAUGUGUCGGAUGCGGCAAACACUAUCGGUGUCGAUGCCAGAGCAGAUCAUGGUACCGAUCAAAGGAAUGAGCCCUUCCCCCUCGAAGUGCAAGUUACAGAUGUAGUUAUAGAGAUGGAUCCCGGAACUGCUCGAAUGUCUAGAGAUAUAGUAAAUGUCAUCAACAAUCAAGAAGACUCCGAUGGGCCGAAUCCUUUACGAGAAAGAGGCGAAGAAAUCAUAUCAACUUUUACAAAAACAUUUUCGUACUAUGGAGAUUUUUUUGCGAGGCAAGGAUGUGUACAGAUUUGUGUGAAGCCACGAUCAAUUAAACUUUUGUUCGAACUGUUCGAAGAUUGUGUUCGUGGUGAGAUAACACAGAAACUGCAAACCGUAGAGGAAUCGAUUCGAUGCAUACAUGGUUUCGAAAACUACAAACCGGAAGCUGUGCUAUAUCAGGAUCAUUAUGACUCGGUGAUGAAUGAUUUAGCGUCACAAAUAAGGCAGCAGUUUGAAGACAGAGGUUUAACUUUGGAAAAUGAGAGUGCAGUUCCGAAGGUUGAGCUAUCUGCCAAUAGCACAAUACUUAUCCGAGUUCCAUGUCCAUCUGAGGAUGAUCGUGACCAAUUUGUAAACACCUUCAAAUCCGGGAAAACGACAGAUUUGUUCAAAUCACUGGAAGACCUCUUGCGUAACGCUUACAGAGAACCAGAUAUUUCCUUAAAGGCAAAAGUGGACGAUAGAAAAAAUGCUACAUCCAAAAUCGCUGGUAGUUUCGGAGGACAUUAUCAACAUACUCAUGAAGAAAGCCCAAAGGCGGAAUUUAGCUUUUCGCUAUAUGAUACUGGUUCCGUCGAUAGAGAAGAAAAACAAGGAAGCCCUGAUGUCGACAGAGUGCCGACGACUGUUGGCGAAAGUAUCGGGGCCGAAGGCAGUAAAAGAGUAGAGACCAGAGUCAGCAUAAGACUAGCGGACAGCGGAAGUGUGGUAGACAAAAAAAACGAAAGUGGAAUGGACAGUUUUGGGGGCGGAGUAAUUAAGAGAGUAGGGGUCAUAGUCGGCAGCAUUAUAAACACUUUAUAAGUGGAUUUAUACCAUGUUGCCAAAGAACUCGCUAAAUGAAAAUAUAAGAAUGGAAUUGAAAACAAUUCAAUUUUAUUUCUGUGGACGUUUAUAUAUAGUUACCUGUUUAUCUUGAAUACAUAUAUAUAUAUAUAUAUAUAUAUAUAUAUAUAUAUAUAUAUAUAUAUAUAUAUAUAUAUAUAUAUAUAUAUAUAUGUGUGUGUGUGUGUGUGUGUUGGGGGUGCGUGCGUGCGUGCGUGCGCGUGUGUGUGUGUGUAAUAAAUGUGUUGAUAUUGCAAAUUCAAGAUUGUUAAGAUAUAUAUUUCAAAUAACAUGUAAAACAAUUCGUCAAGUGACUAGCUUGCAGAGUGUAUGCUGAACAAUGGAGUGCACUGCAGUUAUUUAACAUUGAAAGAAGACAUUCUCUUAAAUGAGACGUAUUUUUACGAAAUUAUUAUAAUAUUUUAUUAAAACGUGUUCGUUUUUA
Molecule: messenger RNA, 2200 nt
Organism: Dreissena polymorpha
Lineage: Eukaryota; Metazoa; Mollusca; Bivalvia; Myida; Dreissenidae
Exons: 8
Coding region: 37-1734 (565 amino acids)
Source: RefSeq, a predicted model, not a curated record